Erigeron canadensis is the source of this 2253-nucleotide messenger RNA. Its product is annotated as ABC transporter G family member 3-like. Gene Ontology annotation, molecular function: ABC-type transporter activity; ATP binding; ATP hydrolysis activity. Bases 41 to 2179 code for a protein of 712 amino acids. NCBI's taxonomy places the organism in Eukaryota, Viridiplantae, Streptophyta, Magnoliopsida, Asterales, Asteraceae. The transcript is spliced from 12 exons. The record is from RefSeq and is a predicted model, not a curated record. Gene Ontology annotation, cellular component: membrane.
UCAAGAUUUCAGGUGGUUGUGUAAUGAAAGAUCAAUAGAAAUGGAAGAAAUACAGUCUCAAUUGGAUAAUUACAGAUCUUCAUCAUCUGCAGCUAGCAGUCCCGCUAGUAGAUUACCCUCGAGUAACUAUUACUACUUAAGAAAGCCAGGUUCUUUAAGAAAACCGAUUUCGUUUGAGGAUUCGCCUGAUUGGGAUGAUACGGAUGUUGAGGUUAAAGUGGAGGACAGUAAGGACAACAAUAUCGCUGUCACUACGACCGUCUCUCAUAGUGGUUCCCUGUCGCCCCCGGAAACACCCAAGGUGGAAUUGGCAACAAGAAAUAUCUCAGGGGUUUCAAUUGCAUGGAAGGACUUGACGGUCACUAUAAAGGGUAAACGAAAGUAUUCUGAUAGGGUCAUAAAAACCUCAAAUGGUUAUGCUUUACCUGGAACGAUAACAGUGAUCAUGGGCCCCGGGAAAUCAGGAAAAUCUACCCUUUUGAGGGCCCUAGCAGGAAGAUUGGAUGAUUCAGGGAAAAUGCAUGGUGAGGUGUUUGUGAACGGUACAAAGUCAUCCUUGCACUAUGGAUCCUAUGGAUUUAUUGGGAGGAAAAGCACACUUAUAGGCUCGCUAACUGUGCGAGAAUAUCUAUAUUACUCGGCACUACUUCAACUUCCUGGCUUCUUAUGUGAUAAAAAGAGUGUGGUUGAGGAUGUCUUAAUUGCAAUGUCAUUAGGUGACUGGGCAAACAAGCUCAUAGGCGGCCAUUGUUGUAAAAACGGUCUUUCUAGUGGUGAAAAAAGACGUGUCAGCAUAGCUAGGGAGCUUGUGAUGAGGCCACAUCUCUUGUUUAUAGACGAGCCUCUAUAUCACCUAGACAGCGUUUCUGCAUUACUGAUGAUGGUGACCCUGAAGAAGCUAGCGAGCACGGGCUGCACCAUUAUUUUCACUAUUUACCAAAGUAGCACAGAAGUCUUUGGCCUCUUUGACCGUAUAUGUCUACUUUCAAAUGGAAAAACACUGUUUUUUGGAGAGACAUUGGCUUGCUUGCAGCACUUCUCAAAUGCCGGAUUUCCUUGUCCAAUUAUGCAAAGUCCUUCUGAUCACUUUCUUCGUGCCAUAAACACAGAUUUUGACCGGAUUAUUUCAGUAUGCAAAAACUGGCAGGAUGACCAUGGUGAUCUUUCAUCGGUUAAUAUGGACACUGGUGCCGCAAUCCGUACUCUUGAAGAAACGUAUAGAUUGUCUGCUGAUGCUGCAGCAGUUAAGACAUUGAUACUAAGGCUAACUGAACAGGAAGGCCCAUCUCUCAAGAGCAUGGGAAAAGCAAGUAGUGCAACAAAAAUUGUAGUGUUGACUUGGAGAUCCAUAUUGAUCAUGUCUAGGGAGUGGAAAUAUUACUGGCUUCGGUUGGUUCUGUAUAUGCUGCUUGCGCUAUUUAUUGGCACUCUAUUUUCAGGGUUAAGCCAUUCACUAACGUCUGUCAAGGAAAGAGUUGCUGCAAUCUUUAUGUUCAUAUCUUUCACUUCACUUUUAAGCAUUGUAGGGGUACCUGAACAGCUAAACGAGUUCAAGGUUUAUGCUUGUGAAGAUUCAAAUAGACAUUCAGGAAAAUUUGUAUUUUUAGUAGGGCAGUUCUUUGCGAGCAUUCCAUUCUUGUUUCUCAACUCCAUUUCAUCAAGUCUACUCUUCUGCUUCCUUAUUGGGCUUCGAAACGAGUUCUCUUUUUUGAUAUACUUUGUGCUCAACUUUUUCAUGUGCCUUUUGAUUAAUGAAGGGCUAGUGUUGGUUGUUGCCAGCAUUUUCCAAGAUAUGUUUUGGAGCAUUUCAAUGUUGGUGCUUAUGCAUGUAAUGAUGAUGCUUUCAGCUGGCUAUUUUCAAAUUCGUAGUGCUUUGCCUGGACCAGUAUGGAUGUAUCCUGUAUCCUACAUUGCUUUCCAUACGUUCUCACUUCAGGGGAUCUUGGAGAGCGAAUACAAUGGAGUGUCAUUUGAAGUGGGGCAGCUCAGGACCAUAUCAGGGUAUCAAGCUCUUCAAAAUGUAUACGAUGUUUCUCCAGACAAAAACUCAAAGUGGAAAAAUCUACUAAUACUCGCAGUUAUGGCUCUUGGCUAUCGAGUUCUUGUGUUCCUAUUGCUACAAAUUCGUGUCAAGAAGAACCGUUCUUUAGUUAGCAGACUUAUGUGUUGUAUACCCUAGUGAUAAAAGAUAACCUAACAUCUGUUUUCUCGCCGAUUUGAGCUUUUAGUAAAAAGGGCAUCGUUUCACGUGUA